ACUGGGCGCACGCGGGAAGUCCGAGAGGCUGGGUCGGGCGCCCAAGUGAGGGCCCAGGCGGGGCGAAACAGGCGCAGCCAAGGGGCUGGCACCUUCGCCCCCCGCCGGGGAUUCAAAGGGUCGGGCUCCACCCCCUCGAAGCCCCGAGCCCACUUUGAUGUGCUGAUGCGGCCUGGAAGGCGCCACUUCACACCUCGGGCUCGGCAUAAAACGGCCGCCGGUCGCCGGCCCCCAGACGCGCCGCCGCUGCCAUGGCCCAGCCCCUGUGCCCACCGCUCUCCGAGUCCUGGAUGCUCUCCGCGGCCUGGGGCCCAACUCGGCGGCCGCCGCCCUCCGACAGGGACUGCGGCCGCUCCCUCGUCUCGUCCCCAGACUCAUGCGGCAGCACCCCAGCCGACAGCCCCGUGCCGAGCGCCGCGCGUCCCAGCGCCCGCCUGGAUCCCCGCGCCCCCACCGUAGGGAAGCGCGGCGCGCGCAGCAGCCGCCUGGGCAUCGGGCAGAGGCAGAGCGCCAGUGAGCGGGAGAAACUGCGCAUGCGCACGCUGGCCCGCGCCCUGCACGAGCUGCGCCGCUUUCUACCGCCGUCCGUGGCGCCGGCCGGCCAGAGCCUAACCAAGAUCGAGACGCUGCGCCUGGCCAUCCGCUACAUCGGCCACCUGUCGGCCGUGCUGGGCCUCAGCGAGGAGAGUCUCCAGCGCCAGCGCCGGCGCCGCCAGCGCGGGGACGCAGGGUCCCCUCGGGGCUGCCCACUGUGCCCCGACGGCUGCCCCGCGCAGACGCAGACACGGACGCAGGCGGAGGGGCAGCGGCAGGGGCAGGGGCGCAGGCUGGGUCUGGUCUCCGCCGUCCGCGCCGGGGCGUCCUGGGGGUCCCUGCCUGCUUGCCCCGGAGCCCGAGAUGUGCCCGAGCCGCGCGACCUGCCUGCGCUCUUCGCCGAGGCAGCGUGCUCGGAAGGGCAGGUGAUGGAGCCGAGCCCACCGUCCCCGCUCCUUCCCGGCGACGUGCUGGCCCUGCUGGAGACCUGGAUGCCCCUCUCGCCUCUGGAGUGGCUGCCUGAGGAGCCCAAGUGACAGCGGACAACUGACGCCGUCUCUAUGAGCACCGAGGCUCUUUUGGCCUCAGCCCCUUCGAAGUGGUUCCUUAGCAGACUGCCUUUCCUGGAAGAGGGCAGCGGCGAUCCCGGCAGGGGCAUUCCUGCGGGUGAGAGCCUUGCCCACCACAGCGGCCCUUCUUAGCACCCCCCCUCUAUGGAGGGACCCAUAGGGUUAGAUACUUUGAAGCAAGCAGGAGGCUCUGCCUAAUGUGAAUUUAUUUAUUUGUGAAUAAACUGCUGGUGUCAGUUGGCAA
Molecule: messenger RNA, 1347 nt
Organism: Chlorocebus sabaeus (green monkey)
Lineage: Eukaryota; Metazoa; Chordata; Mammalia; Primates; Cercopithecidae
Gene: MESP1
Product: mesoderm posterior bHLH transcription factor 1
Biological process (GO): regulation of transcription by RNA polymerase II; mesoderm formation; heart morphogenesis
Cellular component (GO): nucleus
Molecular function (GO): DNA-binding transcription factor activity, RNA polymerase II-specific; protein dimerization activity; RNA polymerase II cis-regulatory region sequence-specific DNA binding
Source: RefSeq, a predicted model, not a curated record